Schistosoma rodhaini is the source of this 3222-nucleotide messenger RNA. The record is from the annotation of a GenBank genome assembly. Lineage: Eukaryota; Metazoa; Platyhelminthes; Trematoda; Strigeidida; Schistosomatidae.
AUGAAGACAAAAGAGUCUCUGAAAAAACUACAGGAUGCUGAAAAAGUUUUUGAUUUAGUGCAAAGGCUUUCUUCAGAAGACAGUGCCGUUGCUAGUAUAGCUUGCAAAGAAGCCGAUGAUUUUCUUAAACAGAAAUGCAGUGAUGGUUUCGACAGGUCUGUUAUCAAUAAAUUGGACCAACCUUCAAAAAACUUAGAUGAUGUAACUGGAAAAGAGGAUGAUGUGACUGCAUUUAUGACUGCGGUUGCACAGGAUGCACAAGAACGUGCUGAGCGACGAGCUAGACAACGAGAACGUGCAGAUAAACUCAAGGAUCGUGCAAAUACAUUUUUCAAGGCUGGGAACUUUAAAAAAGCUGUUGAGUUGUAUUCACUGGCAAUCGAUGUGGCAAAGGAUUAUGAUAUUUUAUAUACUAAUAGAGCUCAAGCAUAUCUUCGUCUUGGUCAACCUGAUUUAUCACUAAAAGAUUGUGAUACUGCUUUACUACUAUUCCCAGAAGUUCAAGAACUCAAUUCUGAUAUGAAAUCAACAAUGGUGAAUAAUAAUCGUGAUAUUGUUUCUAAUCCUCGUCUAGCUAAAGUUUAUUUACAUCGUGGUAAAGCAUUAAUGUCACUUAAUCGACCAUCAGAAGCACUUUCCGCAUAUUCAUUAUCUCGUUACUAUUCAUCAUCAAAAACUGAAAAAUGUACAUCGACAAAACCAAAUAGUGAAAAAUGGCCAAAUUAUUUAAUUGAAUAUGUUUUACAAGCUGAAGCUGCUUUAAUUGCUCAAGAAGCUGACGCAAAAGCUGAAGCAAAUUUCGCCCAAUCAGCUAUAGGCUUUAAAUUGAAUGUGAAUAGUGAAAACUCAAAUAAUAUCCCUUCUAGCCAACAACUUUUAAGUCUCCUAGCUCAAUUAGCUCGAAGAAAUCAAAAUUCUAGAUAUUAUAGUGCAGGGUUACGCUAUAUGAAUCGUCUUUUUAUCAAUGCUCCGAAAACUAAGCCUACAACAAUCACAGAAUUAAACAAUACAGUUCACGACUCAAAAGUUGGACCUUCCGAAUCUUUAAACUGUAAUUCAGAAAAAAAGAAAUCUAAUAAGAAAAUCAAAAGUGCACAACAUAACUCAUCAAUGUCUGACGAUUCCAAUAUUAUCAAUUGCGAUAAUCAUCCGUCCACUGAAACUUUGUCCGAGUUACAAACGAUUUUCCGCAUAAAAAGUGGAUUUAGCCUUCUGGAUAAAGAAGUUAAUGCAAUCUAUCAAAUUUUCAAUCCCGAUAAUAUUUGUGAAAAAGAAAUGUUAAUACAACAGUCAAAUGUUGUGAGUUCAUCUACUCAAAAUAAUAACAUAACUGAAAGUGGAAAAGAAGAAGAUAAUGGGGCAAAUGAAACCAAUUAUUACUCAAUACUUGAUGAAUCUGAGAGAAUGCUUGCUUUACUUAAUCUAGCAGAUCAUUUAACAACAAAUUGUGCAGAAAACCAACGAUUACUCAUUGAACGUCAACCGAAUUUAAUUAAAAUUACACUUGCUUGUAUUAAUUUAUCACCUGAGUUUGUUCAACGAAUAACACUUCAUUCAUCAAUAACACCUUCGUCAUUAUCAUCAGAAAAUGUCAAUUUAACUAUGGAAAAACAACGAAGCCUACAUAUUCUCGGUGAACUUAGACUAGCCGCUUGUAAUUUGUUGGUUAAUUUAACUUCCUUACCAAGUGGUCGACAAUCUUUAUUGGAUAUGUAUGGACCUGGUCCUAUUCUGACAAGUUUAGCAAGUUGUUUAUCCACUUCAAUGUCAAAUUCUUAUCAAGUGAAUUCUCCAACUUUAACAUCAACAAAUAUUUCAAGUUUAGCUGAUGCAGCACGUGGAUUAGUUGGCCGUUUAUCAGCAUCAUCUGGAUUAUUUAAUACAACAAAUAGUAAUAAUGUAGACAUCGCUAAAUCCAAUUUAAUUUCAUCGACAAUAGCUUCAGUAUGUGCUACAAAAGCUGCACAAAUUUUGGAGUAUUUAACAGAAAGUUCAAGAUUCCUUAUACUUGCUCGAUCUUCUAGUGAUGGUUUACAAGGUUUAUUGUCAGUCAUUGAGUCUGCUUUAACUUCUUCAUCUCCAACGACUAAUACCAAUCAACCUUCAUCGACAACAUGCCAGUGUCUUGCAACUUUGUUAGACAGUUUAGGCAAUGCUUGCCAAGAUCGUACUUUUCAAAAAACUAUCCUACAAAGUCGUAAAGCUUUAUUAUUCGGAUUAUCUAAUUGCCUUUCGUAUCAUGUCCCACUGCUGAGUGAUGCUAGUCAUGCUCGUCUAAUUGCUUCAAUCUGUCGAUUACUACAUAAUAUUUAUGUGGGACAAUCGGAUCAAUCAAUAGGGACUAAUAACAAUAGCUUCAAUUUGCCAGAUACUUCAAAUAAUGAUUGUUCAACGUCUUGCCUAACAUCAAGCAAAUUAGUUAAUUCUUUACUGAAUAGCAUUGGUACUAUUUUAGAUCAAAUUGGUCAUGGACCAGAAUUGAGAGCUGUAGUUGUUGCUUUAGCUGGAAGAUUAUUACCUCUAUGUUAUGAUACUAAUCAACUUACAUCUUGGUUUGGAGAGAAUACAACAGAAUCAAUUAGCGAUUUAACACCACGAACUCGUUUACUUCUUGCAAUUUUAGAUAGCUGUUCAUUAGAUUCGUGUUCUAAACGUAAUCCUGUCAAUCCAUCAACCGUAACUGAUGAACAACAACAACAACAAUCAAAUGGAAAUGUUUCACCGUCAAAAAAUGAAACAAACAAUAUUACAUCUCAUUUAAUUAUUGGAUGUAUUCGUUGUUUAGCUUUUGGAACUAAUCAUUCAAUUAGUUUACGUUAUGCAAUUGGUGAUGAUAGACGACGUGUUCGACGUUUAGCACGUUUUAUUCGUGCACGACUAUCAGAAUAUACACUUCAAUCACCAAGUAUAUGUAAAUUAAAUGUUUCAUCAAACCAAUUACCACCUAGAGAUGAACCAUUGGCGGGAAAUGUUUGUUUAAUCUUACAACAUUGUGCUUCAGAUACACCAUUAGCUGAACAUCUUCAAGGUACUUCAGUAAUAUAUGAUUUAUUAUCACUAAUACAAGAAAGUCAACGAUUAGAUACUAAAAGGAAUGCAGCAAUUCUUAUUGGUAAAUUAGCUCAAUCAAGUCAAGUACAUCGAGAUGAAUUAUCACGUUUAGAUGGUUACAGUGUAUUAACACCAUUUAAUUCAUGGACUGCAGCAUUAGAACGUUGUUAA